AGUCUUGAAUGAGAGAUCCUUAUUAAUGGAGUAAUUCUGUCAUUGGUUCAGUUUAAAAGUCUUGAAUAUAAGGUUGUGUUGAUUGCAUUGACUUGUGUUCAUCUUUAAUGCACAGAUCAGAAUCAGCUGUGUGUCCCUGAAUAGUGACUGGUCAAUGAAUCCUCUACAUAACAUUAGUGGGCACUCUGAUGCUGGGACUAGACCGGACCCACCAGGACCCAGCUGUGUCUCCAUUAGGAGCGACUGGUCCAUGAAUCCUCCACAUAACUUAAGUGGGGACUCUGAUGCUAGGUCUAGACUGGAUCCACCAGAACCCAGCUGUGUGUCCACGAAGAGUGACUGGCCAGCAAAUUCUUCACUGAAGUUUAGUGAACGCACUGAACUUAGGUUUAGCCAUGGCCCUCAACAUGCUGAAGCCACGAAGACAUAUAGAUCCAACUUGAGGAGGAAGUCUCAGUGUCUGUAUGAGGGAACGGCGAAGCAAGGAAGCCCAACACUCCUGAAUGAGAUCUACACCGAGCUCUACAUCACAGAGGGGGAAAGUGGAGAGAUCAACAGUGAGCAUGAGGUGAGACAGAUUGAGACACAAUCCAGGAGAUCAACAAUACAGGACACGCAGAUCAAAUGCAAUGAUGUCUUUAGACCUUUACCUUGUCAAGACAAAGUCAUCAGAACUGUGCUGACAAAGGGAGUCGCCGGCAUCGGAAAAACAGUCUCGGUGCAGAAGUUCAUCCUGGACUGGGCUGAAGGGAAGGAGAAUCAGGACGUCCAGCUAAUAUUUCCUCUACCUUUCAGAGAGCUCAAUUUGAUGAAAGACAAGAAACUAUGCUUGUUAAGUCUGCUUCAGACCUUUUUUCCGGAAUCUAAAGAAAUGGAGUUAUCCAGUGAAGAAAAUAAAGUGCUGUUCAUCUUUGACGGUCUGGAUGAGUGCCGCCUGUCUCUGAACUUUCAGGAAAAUGCGAAGUUGUGUGAUGUAAGUGAAUUCACCUCAGUGGACAUGCUGUUGACAAACCUGAUUGUGGGCAAUCUGCUUCCUUCCGCUCUCAUCUGGAUCACCUCCAGACCAGCAGCAGCAGAUCUCAUUCCUUCCGAGUUUGUCCAUCGACUGACCGAGGUGCGAGGCUUCAAUGACCAUCAGAAGGAGGAAUAUCUCAGGAAGAGGAUCAGCGAUCAGAGUUUAGCCAACAAAAUAAUCUCACAUCUCAAAUCAUCAAGAAGCCUCUACAUCAUGUGCCACAUUCCGGUGUUCUGCUGGAUCUCCGCCACGGUUCUGGAGAAGAUGAUGAGGAAAUCGUGGAAAAGAAAAAUCCCCAAAACUCUCACUCAAAUGUACACACACUUUCUGAUCAUUCAGACCAGCAUUAAGAAUGAGAAGGAUUACAUGAAGCAUGUGAAGGAUGAAGACUUGAUCCUCAAACUGGGGAAACUGGCUUUCCAGCAGCUUAUAAAAGGCAACCUAAUCUUCUAUGAGGAAGACCUGAGCGAGUGCGGCAUUGACGUGACAGAAGCAUCUGUUUACUCAGGAUUGUGCACUCAGAUCUUCAGAGAGGAGCUGGGAUUUUACCAGGGGAAGGUCUUCAGCUUUGUUCAUCUGAGCAUUCAGGAGCAUUUAGCCGCUCUUUAUGUUCUGCUUUCAUUAUUGCUGCACAAGAAAGACGUUCUCCGGGAAAACCUAAGAUCAACACAUGCACAUGCUUGUCAAACAAUCUCUGACCUCCACCAAAGAGCUGUAGAUGAGGCUUUACAGAGUAAAAAUGGACAUCUGGAUCUUUUCCUUCGAUUCCUUCUGGGUCUCUCGCGGGAGUCAAAUCAGAUGCUCCUCAAAGGUUUUCUGACACAUGUUGGAAACAUAUCAUACAGCAAAGGGAAAACGAUUGAGUACAUCAAAUCAAAAAUAAAUGAGAAUCCUUCACCAGAGAGAUCCAUCAAUCUCUUCCACUGUUUAAAUGAACUGGGUGAUCAAUCUUUUGUGAAUGAUAUCCAGGAUUAUGUUAGAAGUGGACGUUUUCCAAGCACCAGACUGUCCUCGUCACAGUGGUCAGCUGUUGUCUUUGUUUUGUUGACGUCGGAGCAGUUGGACAAAUUUGAUUUGAGUAAAUACAUAAGCAGCAAGAGCAAACCAAACCUCAUGGCGUCUGAUGAAGUACUUCGGAAUCUCUUGCCAGUACUUGAGGCCUCCAGAUCAGCUCAGUUGAGAAAAUGUGGCAUCACAAAUGAAGGUUGUGCUGCUUUGGGUUCAGCGCUGAGAUCAGACUCUUCGCACCUCAGAGAACUGGAUCUGUCAUUGAAUAAGCUAGAGGCUAAAGGUCUGAAGCUGCUCUCUGAUGGACUGAAGGAUCCCCACUGCAAACUGGAGAAACUGGAGUUGAGUGAUUGUGGAGUCACAGUUGAAGGUUGUGCUGCUCUGUCUGCAGCUCUGAGAUCGGACUCCUCACCCCUCAGAGAACUGGAUCUGUCGUGGAAUCAGCUGGGAGAUACAGGUCUGAUGCGGCUCUCGGAUGGACUGAAGGAUCCCCACUGUAAACUGGAGAAACUGAAGUUGUGCGCAUGUGACAUCACAGACGAAGGUUAUACUGCCCUGGCUUCAGCUCUGAAAUCAGACUCCUCACACCUCAGAGAACUGGAUCUGUCAUGGAAUAAACUACGAGAGGCGAGUGUGAAGCUGCUCUCUGAUGGACUGAAGGAUCCUCGCUGUAAACUGGAGACACUGAGGUUAAAGGAUUGUGGCGUCACAGAUAAAGGUUGUACUGCUCUGGCUUCAGCUCUGAGAUCAGACUCCUCACGGCUCAGAGAGCUAGAUCUGACUGAGAAUAAACUAGGAGAUUCCAGUGAGAAGCUGCUGUCCGCUUUAAAGAAUGACCCACAUUAUAAACUGGAGAUCCUGCGGUGUUAAGUGAAGAUGAAUAUGGAGCCGCUACAGACAUUUCAGAUCCUGCAGAAUCAACAGAAACUGAGGUCACGGUGGGGUGUUUGUGUGUUGCUUGCAGGACUUUACAGACACACUGAACAGUUACACUCGGUCUAAUGACAUCCUUGAGGAUUAAACUCAAUCAAUGAUUUAAAGUAGCUGCGUCCCGAAUCGCAUACUUACGCACUAUUCUACGCCAUUUUGUAGUAUAAAUAGUGUAAUUAGUGCUUUCACACUGAAAACUCUAACAAUAAUAAGUGCACUUUAAUUACCCGGAUGAUGCACUCAUUCA
Danio rerio (zebrafish) is the source of this 3200-nucleotide messenger RNA. The record is from RefSeq and is a predicted model, not a curated record. Lineage: Eukaryota; Metazoa; Chordata; Actinopteri; Cypriniformes; Danionidae.